Molecule: messenger RNA, 909 nt
Organism: Hevea brasiliensis (rubber tree)
Lineage: Eukaryota; Viridiplantae; Streptophyta; Magnoliopsida; Malpighiales; Euphorbiaceae
Product: ubiquitin-conjugating enzyme E2 28
Exons: 5
Coding region: 206-652 (148 amino acids)
Biological process (GO): protein polyubiquitination
Cellular component (GO): nucleus
Molecular function (GO): ubiquitin conjugating enzyme activity
Source: RefSeq, a predicted model, not a curated record
GUGAAGAAUCAAUGGCAAGCAAAGAGUAGUAGAGUAAGACCCACUCCCUCCUAUAUAAAACCCAAUUUGCCUUUUCACUGUCAGGUCUCUUUCUACAUUUUCUGCUUUUCUCAGAUUCUAAUAAUAAUCAGGAGGAUCUCUCUCAGCCAGCUCAGGGAUCUAGGGUUUGCCAAUUCUUUAGGGAUUUUAUCUUCUGUUCUUGUUGAUGGCAUCGAAGCGGAUCUUGAAGGAGCUCAAGGAUCUCCAGAAGGAUCCUCCUACCUCUUGCAGCGCAGGCCCUGUUGCUGAAGACAUGUUCCAUUGGCAAGCAACAAUUAUGGGUCCUCCUGAUAGUCCAUAUGCAGGCGGAGUGUUUCUUGUCACAAUUCAUUUUCCACCAGACUAUCCAUUUAAACCUCCUAAGGUUGCAUUCAGGACAAAGGUCUUUCACCCCAAUAUCAACAGCAAUGGCAGCAUUUGCCUUGAUAUUUUGAAGGAGCAGUGGAGCCCUGCCCUCACCAUAUCCAAGGUGUUGCUCUCGAUAUGUUCUCUGCUGACGGACCCAAAUCCUGAUGAUCCCUUGGUUCCAGAGAUUGCCCACAUGUACAAGACUGAUAGGAGCAAAUAUGAGGCAACGGCAAGGAGCUGGACCCAGAAGUAUGCUAUGGGUUAACGGUGCUGCUUUGUGUGAUAGGGAGGGCUUCUUUUCCUGUGGCUUUGGUCUAAGUUAAAAAUAUGUAUGAAUGAUGAAGUGUUACCUGUGCCUCUUAUAAGUGGGCCAAGGGCAGAGGUCUGAUUUCUGCCGUUCUUAAAACACAUUUGCUGCUUUUAGUUGUUUGUAUGGAAAGUAUGUUUAGAACUGCUUCAAAUGUCUCAACCUCACAUUUGUCUUUGACUGAAAUAACUUAGGAUUUGUUGGUAUUGUUGAAA